AUGGACGCUAUGCAAGGUUCUGAAGUUGAAGCACCAUAUGAAGCUAUGCAAGGUUCUGGAGUUGAAGCACCAUGUGAAGCUAUACCAGGUUCUGGAGUUGAAGCACCAUGUAAAGCUAUGCAAGGUUCUGGAGUUGAAGCACCAUGUAAAGCUAUGCAAGGUUCUGGAGUUGAAGCACCAUGGAAGCUAUGCAAGGUUCUGAAGUUGAAGCACCAUAUGAAGCUAUGCAAGGUUCUGGAGUUGAAGCACCAUGUGAAGCUAUGCAAGGUUCUUGAGUUGAAGCACCAUGGAUGCUAUGCAAGGUCCUUGAGUUGA
Molecule: messenger RNA, 315 nt
Organism: Pelobates cultripes (western spadefoot toad)
Lineage: Eukaryota; Metazoa; Chordata; Amphibia; Anura; Pelobatidae
Source: the annotation of a GenBank genome assembly